Messenger RNA from Closterium sp. Yama58-4, 1116 nucleotides. NCBI's taxonomy places the organism in Eukaryota, Viridiplantae, Streptophyta, Zygnematophyceae, Desmidiales, Closteriaceae. The record is from the annotation of a GenBank genome assembly.
AUGGCCCCGGACGAGAAGGUUCCGCGGACCAUGAUGUUCACGCGCGGGAAGGUCAACAUCCUCUUGAAGCGCCUCGUGCAGGACAUGCGGAAGAUGCUUCUCCCCUUCACCGCUCUCAAACUCAAGGAAUCAAGGAAAAACACCCUCAAGGAUUUCCUCCACGUGGCAGGCCCUCUGGGCGUGACGCACUUCCUCAUGCUCUCCAAGUCUGACGUGUCACCCUACCUGCGUGUUGCGCGCACGCCACGUGGACCCACGCUCACCUUCCGCAUCCUCGACUACUCCCUCGCUGCUGACGUGGCAAAGUCCCAGAGGCGCCCGUAUGUGCCAGCUGGCGUGUUUGAGUCGCCGCCACUGGUGAGAAGGAGGGAGAGCGGGGGGGAUGAGAAGGGAGCGUGGCCGGCAGCGUACCCAUCAGACAGCGAAGCAGAUGAAAGCAGCAGGGUGCAAGCCCCCCAGGACAUGGGGCGGGGCGUGUGGGCGGCGCAGCAGAGCCAGGUGAAGCUGCACGAGCUGGGGCCACGUGUCACGCUGCUACUGGUCAAGGUGGAGGAGGGCAUGUCCAGUGGUGCUGUGAUGUACCACCGAUUCGGUGAGUGGGGGUCUGGGGGGUGCGGAGAUGAUGUGGAAUGGAAAGAGAAGGGGGGAGUGCCUGCAUGUGAUGAGUUUGCAUGUAAGGCGACGAUGCUACUGGUGAAGGUGGAGGAGGGCAUGUCCAGCGGCGCUCAAGGUCACAUAUACUCCAUGGACCCCCCUUCUUUCCGCCUUGGUCUCUCCUCUCCUUUGGUUGAGAGAACAGCAGAGGAGGAGGAGGAGGAGGAGGAGGAGGAGGAGGAGGAGGAGGAGGAGGAGGAGGAGGAGGAGGAGGAGGAGGAGGAGGAGGAGGAGGAGGAGGAGGAGGAGGAGGAGGAGGAGGAGGAGGAGGAGGAGGAGGAGGAGGAGGAGGAGGAGGAGGAGGAGGAGGAGGAGGAGGAGGAGGAGGAGGAGGAGGAGGAGGAGGAGGAGGAGGAGAGGCGGAGUUGCAGCGGAGGGCAGAGGAGCGGGCAGCAACGAGGAUCGUCUGUCCUCACCUCUGCCACGAAGAAGAUCUUCUCAUCUCUCCCACCCUUUCCUUAA